GUAGCCUGGGUAUAAACAAUCCGUGUCGGAUACUUUCCUUUUACUUUUGUCGACGUACCGCGAAAACCCGGCAUUUUUAUCUGAAAUACCUAGGUAUGCUUAGUGGGAGUCCCACCGAAAGCUCUAUGCGGUAAAAAGACCAUGUUUUAAAGGGAUCUUACAUUGAUUUUCUAUGUUUUACCGCCAAGAAUAGUCUCAUUGUCGGCACUGUUUUAAACUAUAAAAUGGCGGCUUUCGCUCCUGCUUUGGGACAAAGCUUACGUUCUCGGCCGCCGAGGAAUUCUUCGGGGCAACAAGGCUCCCCUAGACAGCUAGAAUUUGGCUCUGCCAUGAAAGACUUCAAGUCAAUGUUCCCAGAAAUGGACGAUGAAGUGAUUGAAGCCGUUUUACGAGCGAAUAAUGGUUUGGUCGAUGCGACUAUAGAUCAACUCUUGACCAUGGGCGCCGUUUCCGGAGAGAACUCUACUAAUUCUUCUGAUUUGCCGUUUCUGCCUUCCUAUAAUGAUACCGAGACACAAGAACCUCCGCCUGCUUAUACUCCUAGAGAAGGAGCGUUAAUAGAUGUGGAGGACUCUGAGCCUAGGCCUCUGCCGGCUCGGCCUUAUUCUGCAUGGAAUCCACCAUUACUUGGUACUUUGCCAGAUGACUUCUUACGACUCGGCCCCUCUUCAAUGCAAGCAAGAGUUCACCCAAACCCUCCUAGCCAAACUACUCCUAAACAACAGACCACUGCCGAGCAUGAUUUGGAGCAAUUUCUUGAAGACGAAAAACUCGCCAUGAUUCUACAGAAUGAAGAGUUCAUGCGUGAGCUUCGACACAAUUCCGAUUUUAUGAUGUCACUCGAAAAAGACAGACAACAGACACAGCUAUCCAGUAAAAAUGCCAGUGCUACGUCACAAAUUCCAUCAAGUGUUCCAUCACUUCCUGCGCCACCACUACCAGACACCCUACCAACACCUGUCAGCUCACCGUAUGUAGCUUCAGUGAGCACAAGUGAUCAUAAUGAUGAGGUGCGAUCUGAUCCAGCACCCUGCCUUGGUGCUACUGCCAGUCCAACACCCCACACCCACCAUGAUGACAUCAUGCUACGGGAGAAGCUAAGACACAUGGGCAAGAGCACAAGAAAGAAGUUUGAUAAGAUAGCAAGAGUGUUCCAAAGGAAGAAAAACACUCAACAAGUCAACUUAAUCAAUGGAAGCUCUCAAUCAACAGCAAAUCUUCUGGAAGACUAUGAGGAUGACGAUGAUGAUGAUCUUUUAAAUGUGAUGGGAGCAGGGCGACUAGAGAUAAUGGAUGAGAAAGCUGAGGAUGACUCAGAUCUGGCCUCAAGGGCACACAUGUCCAAUCAAGCCACUGGUCAGCCCAAACCUAAAGUCACUUCAUAUGAGCCAAUCGUAUUCUUUGCUGAGGACAACGAGUUUGAAUAUAAAAAUGAGAAAUAGUACAGGUUAUUGCUAGCAAAGAUAUUAUAAUGUAAUAAGAAAAAUAUGCAAGGAUUCACACAGAAUAUUUCAUCUCCCAUGUGUAGAAUUGGCUUUAUCCUUCAUGGCACAGUUUUUUUAUUCUAAGGGCCACGCCUAUAUCUUUGCAUCUUGUGGUCACUCUGCCAUAUACGAAGGUAAUACCAAGUUCUAAUCAGUGGUACCCCAGCUUUUGGAAGCAUGAAGUUAUGUGUAAAGUGCAACAAGCAAACAAAGUUUCCUUACAAUGAUUUUUCAGCUCUGUUGAGCAAUGUCAUCUCUUGCUAAAAAUUAUAUAGGAUUUCUGUAAAGAGAAUUUGUUAUUGCUAAAUCAAGUGUCAACAUUUGCAUUUGUACAUGUUGUCGGUGUCUAUUGAGCAAUGCAAUCUUGUGGGGUACGGGGACAUGUGUCUCCUGCCAAAUAUGUACAAAAAUUAUAAGGAAAUGACCAGUAGGGGUGUGGCUGUGCCGCCCCAA
Molecule: messenger RNA, 1937 nt
Organism: Nematostella vectensis (starlet sea anemone)
Lineage: Eukaryota; Metazoa; Cnidaria; Anthozoa; Actiniaria; Edwardsiidae
Product: CUE domain-containing protein 1
Exons: 7
Coding region: 225-1442 (405 amino acids)
Molecular function (GO): ubiquitin binding
Source: RefSeq, a predicted model, not a curated record